Mesoplodon densirostris (Blainville's beaked whale) is the source of this 2786-nucleotide messenger RNA. It is a transcript of the gene SLC4A11, whose product is annotated as solute carrier family 4 member 11. Bases 38 to 2611 code for a protein of 857 amino acids. NCBI's taxonomy places the organism in Eukaryota, Metazoa, Chordata, Mammalia, Artiodactyla, Ziphiidae. Gene Ontology annotation, cellular component: plasma membrane; basolateral plasma membrane. Gene Ontology annotation, biological process: transmembrane transport; monoatomic ion homeostasis; monoatomic anion transport. The record is from RefSeq and is a predicted model, not a curated record. Gene Ontology annotation, molecular function: solute:inorganic anion antiporter activity. The transcript has 19 exons.
CAAUUCUUUGCCUUGCCUUGCAGAAAACUCUUCUAUCAUGUCGCAGAAUGGAUACUUUGAGGAUGCAGGCUACCUCAAGCGUGACACGGAUGAUGCCUCUGAAACCCGUGAGGAGAGCCUGGGGGAUGAGGCCUUCGACACGGUCAACUCCUCCAUUGUGUCUGGCGAGAGCAUCCGUUUCUUUGUCAACGUCAACCUCGAGGUGCAGCCCACCCAGUCCGAGAGUGAAUCGCCUGGCGGCUACGGGCUCCUACACAUCUCCCGCAAGUACCUGAAGCUAAAGAACUUUGAGGAAGAGAUCCGAGCGCACCGGGACCUAGACGACUUCUUGGCACGGGCCAGCAUCAUCCUGAACGAGACAGCCACCUCCCUGGAUGAUGUGCUACGGGCCAUGCUGUGCCGCUUAGCCCAAGACUCCCAGAACAUCGAGCCCGACUGCAACUUGGACCUGCUCAUGGCCAUGCUUUUCACUGAUGCCGGGGCCCCCAUGGAGGGUAAAGCAGUUCACCUACUGUCAGAUACCAUCCAAGGGGUCACUGCCACAGUAACGGGGGUGCAAUACCAGCAGUCGUGGCUCUGCAUCAUCUGUACCUCCAAGGCCCUGCUGAAGCGGCACGUGUGCAUCAGCCGCCUGGUUCGCCCGCAGAACUGGGGGGAGAAUUCCUGUGAGGUGCGGUUUGUCAUCCUGGUGCUGGCCCCACCCAAGAUGAAAAGCACCAAAACUGCGACGGAGGUGGGACGCACGUUUGCCACCAUGUUCUUAGACAUCACCUUCCGCCAGAAGCUCCUGAAGACCCGCACGGAGGAGGAAUUCAAGGAGGCCCUGGUACAUCAGAGACAGCUGCUCACCGUAAUGAGCCACUGUCCGAGCAUCAGCAUGAAGGACUACAGCAUGAGCUCCAUCUGCACCCACAGACCCCCGCAGCCCCCACGGCACAAGGACUUUCUCCCCAUGGGGAGGGGCAUCCGGGAGGACAUCGCCCGCAGAUUCCCUGUGUACCCACUGGACUUCACUGAUGGCAUGAUCGGGAAAAACAAAGCUGUGGGCAAAUACAUCACCACCACCCUGUUCCUCUACUUCGCCUGCCUCCUGCCCACGAUCGCUUUUGGGUCCCUCAACGAUGAGAACACGAACGGGGCCAUUGAUGUACAGAAGACCAUAGCUGGGCAGAGCAUUGGAGGCCUCUUGUACGCACUCUUCUCCGGGCAGCCACUGGUGGUGCUGCUGACGACCGCACCCCUGGCCCUCUACAUCCACGUGAUCCGUGGCAUCUGUGAUGACUACGAUCUGGACUUCAGUACCUUCUACGCAUGGACAGGCCUGUGGAACAGUUUCUUCCUCGCGCUUUAUGCCCUCUUCAACCUCAGCCUGGUCAUGAGUCUCUUCAAGAGGUCAACGGAGGAGAUCAUUGCUUUGUUCAUUUCCAUCACAUUCGUGCUGGAUGCUGUCAAGGGCAUGGUCAAAAUCUUCCAGAAGUACUACUGUGGCCACAACCCCGGGAACUACUACGAAGAUAGGUCUUCCCCGGUGAGCCUGCUGGGCCUCAGCCCCAGCCUCAACAGCAGCCUCCACGCUGCCCUCAACACCAGCCUCCUGGCCAGCCCACCAGAGCUGACUUCAGUGGGCAGCCAGGGCCCCGAGCCCCUGGCCCGGGACACGGCUGUGCUCAGCCUCCUCAUCAUGCUGGGGACACUCUGGCUGAGCUACACCCUCUACCAGUUCAAGAAGAGCCCCUACCUGCACCCCUACAUGCGUGAGAUCCUGUCAGACUGUGCCUUGCCCAUCUCAGUGCUCACCUUCUCCCUCAUCUCUUCCUACGGCUUCCAGGAGAUUAAGAUGGGCAAGUUCCGAUACAACCCAAGCAAGAGCCUGUUCGAGAUGGCCGAGAUGCACUCGCUAUCCCUGGUGGCCGUCAGCGGCGCCAUGGGCCUCGGCUUCCUCCUCUCCAUGCUCUUCUUCAUCGAGCAGAACCUGGUGGCCGCCUUGGCUAAUGCCCCGGAGAACAGGCUGGCGAAGGGUACUGCCUACCACUGGGACCUCCUGCUCGUCGCCAUCAUCAACACCGGGCUGUCUCUGUUUGGGCUGCCCUGGAUCCACGCUGCCUACCCCCACUCCCCGUUGCACGUGCGGGCACUAGCCAUGGUGGAAGAGCGUGUGGAGAAUGGGCACAUUUACGAGACGAUUGUGAGUGUGAAGGAGACGCGGUUGACCAGCCUGGGCGCCAGCAUCCUGGUGGGCUUCUCCCUCCUGCUGCUGCCCUUCCCGCUGCAGUGGAUCCCCAAGCCUGUGCUCUACGGCCUCUUUCUCUACAUCGCGCUCACCUCCAUCGACGGCAACCAGCUGUUUGCACGCAUGGUCCUGCUGCUCAAGGACCAAACCUCGUACCCACCCACCCACUACAUCCGGAGGGUGCCCCAGAGGAAGAUCCACUACUUCACAGGCCUGCAGGUCCUGCAGCUGCUGCUGCUCUGUGCCUUUGGCAUGAGCACCCUGCCCUACAUGAAGAUGAUCUUUCCCCUCAUCAUGAUCGCCAUGAUCCCCAUCCGCUACAACCUGCUGCCCCAAAUCAUUGAAGCCAAGUACCUGGACGCCAUGGACGCUGAGCAUUGAGGUCCUGACUACCAGGCCCUGGCCACACCCUAUUCGCCCAUCCUUCUGGGUCUUCCCAGGCUGGCUCUGUGGCUGUGUGUGGGUAUCUUGGGGUGCGGCUCUGUGCUGCACCCCCUCACAGCUGUCCCAACUGGCCUAGGGUGUCUGGGCAUUGAGGGGGCUCCAAGGUGUGUGU